UCGCUCACACAAGAAGCGGCGCUGCGCAGGAGAUCAGAGCCUGCAAUACAGCUGGAGUGAACUCUGCCUUCAGCUCACAGCGAGCGCGCCCCAGGCUGUCGACCGGCGCUGCAGGGAUGGAGCCCGCCGCCGCCGCCGCCGCCGCCACGUCCUGCCCCCAGGUGUCGGGGGCGGCCCUCGCGCUGUUCUCGCAGCUGCUGGGCACGCUGACGGCGCGCAUGUGCUCGCUCGCCGACCCCGCCUCCCUGCCCCCGGACGCCGCGCCGAGCCUGCGCGCCGCCUACGACGCCGUGGUGGUGGGCGGCGGCACGGCGGGGGCGGUGGUGGCGGCGCGCCUGGCGGCGGCGGGCUGGAGCGUGGCGCUGCUGGAGGCGGGCGGCGCGCCCCCGGCCUCCUCGGUGGUGCCGGGGCUGCUGUUCUCGCUGCAGGGCUCCGACAUGGACUGGGGCUACCGCGCCGAGGCGGCGGAAGGUCUGCACGGCGGCCUGCAGGAAGGGCGGGUGCGCUGGCCGCGAGGCAAGGUGCUGGGCGGCAGCAGCGCCAUGAACGCCAUGCUGUACCUCCGCGGCACCGCGCGGGACUUCGACGACUGGGCCGUUCUGGGCAACCCGGGCUGGGCCCACGAGGACCUCCUGCCCUUGUUCCGCCGGGCGGAGCAGACGCAGCCGGUCGGCCCCUUCAACAGCGACGAGCCCGUCAAGAGGCUGGUGGUGGAGGCCGCGAGGGAGCUCGGCUACCCGGAGCUGGACGAGCUGGAUGGCCGGGAGGGGUGGGGCGAGGCCCCGGGGACGCUGCGCGACGGCGAGCGCUGGAGCGCGGCGCGGGCCUUCCUGGGGGCCGCGAGGAACCUCAGCCACCUGCACGUGGCGCGCUACUGCCGGGCCACGAGGAUCCUGCUGGACGAGGGUGCCUCGCGUGCCACCGGGGUGCAGUUCCUGCGCGACGGCCGGCUGGAGACGGUGCUGGCGCGGCGAGAGGUGGUCGUCAGCGCGGGCGCCGUCGGCUCGCCGCAGCUGCUCAUGCUGUCGGGGCUGGGCCCGCGCAGCCACCUGCAGGAGGUCGGCGUGCCGCCCCUCGCGGACCUGCCCGUGGGAGACCACCUGCAGGACCACGUGGUGUUCACCGGGGUGCUGGUGGAGCUGCCGCCGGGCGCGGCGUCGCCCCGCGCCGACCUGCUGGACGCCAGCUACGAGUACCUGGCGCGCCGGCGGGGCCCGCUCGCGCACAUCGGCGCCACGGACCUGCAGGGCUUCGCCAGCUCGUCGCUGUCGCCGGGGCGGCCGGACCUGCAGUUCCACCACGUGCUCUUCAGGCACGGCGACGAGCUGCUGGCGCGCGGCUUCCUGCACGCCACGGGCUUCGUGCCGCAGGUGGCCGAGCAGCUGCUGCAGGCCACGCGCAGGGCCGACGUGCUGCUGGUGGUGCCCACCUUGCUGCGCCCUAGCAGCCGCGGCGAGGUGCGCCUCAGCAGCGCCGACCCGCUGGCCGCCCCGCGCAUCUCGCCGCGCUACCUCGACCACCCCCGGGACGAGGACGUGCUGCUGGAGGGCGUCAGGCUGGUGCUACGGCUGGCGGGCACGCGGGCUUUCGCGCGCGUCGGGGCCCGCGCGCGCGGCUACGAGCUGCCGGCCUGCCCGCCCGCCGACUCCCUGUCCGACGACUACUGGAGGUGCGCGCUGAGGCAGCUGGCCACGACCCUGUACCACCCGGCGGGCAGCUGCCGCAUGGGGCCAUCCGCCGACGGCGACUCCGUGGUGGACCCGCGCCUGCGCGUGCACGGGGUGCGCGGGCUGCGCGUGGCCGACGCCUCCGUCAUGCCGGCAGUCGUGAGCGCCAACACCGCCGCCACCUGCCUCGUCAUCGGCGAGAAGGCGGCCGCACUGAUCCUGGACGACUGGGCGCGGCCGCGCGACGAGAUGUGACGCCCCGACCACCUGUCCACGCGUGCCCGACGUCAUUACUAGAGACCCGGGAAUUUCGCGAAUUCGUCUGGCCUCAGGGUCAGUAGCGGAUCCAGAGGGGGGGCUAAGGGGCUCAAGCCCCCUCCAAAAGCAUCUGGGUCCACUAUUGUUUUAGUGUUUGCCUUGAUAAAGCCUAGUCUCAGCUGGGUCAAGCCCCUCCCAAACCAAAAUCCUGGAUCCGCCACUGCUCAGGGUAGAAUUCAAAGUCAUAGGUGUGUUAAACCGAUGUUUUGCUUAUCCAUUGGUUGAUUUCUUAGUGAGAACAGUUUUAUACUUGUUAAUUGGCACCAGCUGAUUCGCUUACUUCUCUCCUAGCCGGGCAUCUUUGGCUCAUGGUCGUAGAGGGGCGUGUCCGCAAACAACUGCGGUCCAAUCAUGAACACAGUGCGAGAGUGCGAAGGUUUUCAUUCUAACUUACGACUAAAUGAAUGCGCGAAAUUUCCGUAUCUCUAGUCAUUACACUCAGUUCAACUUUUUAUCAGAAUUGGGAGAAGGGAGAAGGACCCUCUGAAUUUGCCCUCUGAUUGGGCGGUGACCAUGCAGGUAUUAUACUACAUUUUUUAUUGGUUAGCCCAUGGUCCUGUCCAUGCUUGUGGGACGCUUAGAACAUAGGGUGAAGUCUAGUUCUUGCAUUGCUGUAUUGAACGAUAGUAAUUGUAAUUCGUACUUUAAAAAAACAAUCAAAAAGCACGGUGAAGUGCCAUUUCUGCAAUGUUUUGGGCGUUGCAAUAAAGCGACGGUGAGGUAAAAGGUGACUUCAAUAACACCACAGCAUACCAACUCCGUGGUUUAAGAUCUAGAAGCACAAGAGUACUAAGGGCAACAUUGGCUUUUCAUUUCGCAUGCCUCUUCGCAUCUACGAGCAAGGCAGUAGUCUAUAUUGUAGUGUAUUUGAAUAAAGAAUUUCUCUGGGACUUUGAGAGACGACCCCGUUAAUAUUGAGGCUCCCUGUCAUCACUUACACCGCUCAAGAUACUGCAGUGCACUGUUAUAUUUUUUGUAAAUGGAACAUAAGCAUUGAUGUAAAUUACAGAUAUUUGUACAUUUACAUGAAAACAACUGUAUUACUACAAAUUAGUGUUUGCAGUAAUGCUGGGUUCUGAUUCUUACCCAGGAAUUUAUGUUUUUGUGUCAUCCCAGUAUCUUCAAUAGUUAGUUAUUUGGAAACUGUUCCCUAAAUAGCUUUCUAGUAUUAACAGAGCACACUACUUAGUAUAAUAAAACAAAACAAAAAGGUCCAGUUAUUGAAUAUUUGGUUAUCUUUUCCAUUGUUUAAUACAUUAUGCUUGAACGAAACACCAAUUAAAAUAUAUAAUUGUGCGCCAAUUUUUGUAAGAAGCACUCAUUAUUAUCUCGCAAAUAGGUGCAAAAAUAACCAUAGCAAUGUGUUGUACAAAAAAUACAAUAUCUUUCUUGUAGUAUUACAAACUAUUUCUUGGUAACUGGUUUCCAAAUGAAUCUUAUUCAAAAGUAUAGAAAAAAAAAAUCUUUCUGUGUGCCAGUCCUGGAGACAGGCUGGACUGCCUAAUACAGCUGCUUUAAGCCUGAAGUUACACACUUAUACGCAAUUGUCCCCUGAAGUGUUAUCACAAAGUCUGUCUGAACUGGAGGUGAAGUAUGCAAGUGUGCGAGUAUGCGAAUAUGUGUCUCACAUACUUCAGGGUAAGGAAACGUCGCUAUUUUUUAAAAGAAAGCGUUUUGUAGGUAUAUAUACAAGAAUAUAUAAAUUUUGCAAUAAAAAAAUGGUAAAAUCUAUUUUACUUAACUAUUUACCAGCAGUAACAAAGUAAAUUAAAUAUUUAUAUAUAUACAUGUAUGUUAACAGGUGUAGUUUAAACAAAUACACACACAUAUCGUAUUUUACGUCAUAAAGAUAGAAACUUAAAUAGAGUGAUAUAGAUCCGCGUGUUUCAGCAAAACAUUUCUCACAAGAUAAUUUUUUAAAUUGAGAAUAAAUAAAAGUUAACCUGCUUGGCCCGCUAAUACAAUUUAUUUGUAGAGCCUAGAUAUAAACGGUGGAUUUGCUCCAGUACAUCACAAGGGCAAGAAAUGUACGCUUGACUACAGUCGGUUACAACCUUAAUGUCCGUCAGCUCAGGGGAAAAUGUAGUGAAUGUUACCCAACACUAUAAAACUGACUCUUUAAUAUUAAAUGUAAUUUUCAUAUCACGGGAUUCGCUAAACCGAGAAAAUCUCAUCUAAUUUCAACAGUAUAAAUAAACAAUUUUCUUACAUUAUGAUGAACUAACUCUUUUUAUUAAUGUUUAUUAGAUUUUGUUUAAAAAAAUCUGCAAUUACAUGCACUUGUGUAACCCAAUGGACAAAUAUUAAAUGAAUAAAAUUAAUGAAUGAAACAACUUGCUGUAUCUCAUAUUAUUUUGAAAACGUGAAACAUCUCUAAUUUCAUGCCUAGGCUACAUAGAAUAAAAUGAUUUAGCAGGGAAAAUAUCGAACAGGACAUGUAUUAGUUUUCUAGUUGCAAAUGUUUUUCAGUAGUACGAGGUGUGUAAAUAAGUAGGUAACGAGAUUGGCAACGUAGCGUUCGAUCUGGCAACGCUGGGGACUCGGGACUUGAAGAGGUGACAGAUGAACGUGUUAUACACUUUCAGUACAAGUUUGAACCCGCUAAGAGUCAUUUUGUUUUUUUUCUUUCGUUAAACAGUUUUUUUUUCUAGUAUGUUCUAAAAAUGAAUGACGCCAGUUUGAAACAACGGUGUGCUAUAAGGUUUUGCUCCAGACUUGGGCACAGUGCAACGAAAACAUUUACAAACUUCGGCAGGCAGAAUUUUAUAGAGGGCCCUGGUUAACAAUAAACGAGUUUUCGGCCAGUAAAGACAUUCAUGUGGCUCCUCGGCCUCCUUAUUCGCCUGACUUGUGACCUUGUGACUUUUUUUCUCUUUCCGAUAUUGAAAAAUCACCUCAAAGGACGUCAUUUUGGGACACUCGAAUACAUUCAAGCUGCUGUAACCAACCAGCUGAAGCUAUUUCAGCAACCGAGUUUCAGCACUCCUACGAAGACCGGAAGAACCGUCUUCAGCACUAUGUGGUUUCUCGGGGAGGUUAUUUUGAAGAAGACAAUAUUGAAUUGUUAUUCUAUAAGAAUAAACUUUGGGGGAAAAAUG
Bacillus rossius redtenbacheri is the source of this 5083-nucleotide messenger RNA. RefSeq names its product glucose dehydrogenase [FAD, quinone]-like. Gene Ontology annotation, molecular function: flavin adenine dinucleotide binding; oxidoreductase activity, acting on CH-OH group of donors. The record is from RefSeq and is a predicted model, not a curated record. The coding region runs from base 117 to 1922 and encodes 601 amino acids. Lineage: Eukaryota; Metazoa; Arthropoda; Insecta; Phasmatodea; Bacillidae. The transcript is spliced from 5 exons.